Messenger RNA from Penicillium paradoxum, 4023 nucleotides. RefSeq names its product Vesicle-mediated transport protein (Imh1). Bases 1 to 4023 code for a protein of 1340 amino acids. The transcript is spliced from 4 exons. Lineage: Eukaryota; Fungi; Ascomycota; Eurotiomycetes; Eurotiales; Aspergillaceae. Gene Ontology annotation, cellular component: Golgi apparatus. Gene Ontology annotation, molecular function: acyltransferase activity, transferring groups other than amino-acyl groups. The record is from RefSeq and is a predicted model, not a curated record.
AUGGACAGCCGCAACCGACCUUCCACAUGGCAGUUCCGCCUUGGCCUCUCUUUGAAACCAAUGCUCCCCCUCACUCCGCCCCGUGGUCAAUUGCUCAUCAUCAUCUUCUUCCUGGUGAACAUCUUUGCCAGCGGUCUAGCGUUUCUUAAUUUUGUGGUUCAUUGGGUUCUCAGAACCGCGGCGAUGUUUCAGCGCCUUCGCGACGCCAUCGACUCUCGCAUCGCAGAGGAACAAGCCCGCCAAAAAUCCGCCCAGGAUAAUAUCUCCCGCACCAACUCCACUCGUCGUCCCCCCGGACGUAACCAAUCCCCGAGUCGGCGCACCCGCCCGAGACGCAACACCGGCACCCCCGUCAGGGGACCCGACCCCAAGGAGUUUGAAGCUGAAUUCGCCAUCGGUGACGACGAUGAAUCUAGCAGAGCCGGAACUCCUUCAACAGAUACACCUGGAGCUGCUUCGGAAGUAAGCGCUUCCAACGACGGAGAAGGCACAGAGAUGGCCGAAGGCAAAACGGCGGAAACGCCCGACAAAGAGACAGCACAGCAAACAGAGACCAAGGAGAUCCCGAAUGUGCUCCCGCCAGAUGUUCGCGCAAAGCUCCGACGACUCGAUAAGCUGGAGUCCCGAUACCAUGAACUGCUCAAGGCUUACCGCACGGCUCACUCGCGCGUCCUAUCCAUCGAGCCUUUUGAGGCUGCUCUACGAGAGAACACCCCGCUCACCUCGAUCGCCGAACCCAAAGCAUUCACGGAAUACCUCAACCAAUCUGCCCUGAAAAGUGACAUGGUCAUGGAAGAGCUGAAGCGCGUUACGGGAGAAAGAGAGGACUUCAGAAAGAAGUUUGAAGCAGCACAGCAGGCUACAAAAGAGGCCUUGGACGAGUUAACUGGCCUCAAGGAGAAGCCGCGUGAGACAAGCAAGGCUACAGACGGAACCAAGGAGGAGACCAGCGAAGAGUUCUUCUCGUUUGAUAACGAAGUUCCCCGAUUGGAAGGUGAACUCAAGGAAAAGCAAGAAGAGGUCGAAAGCCUUAAAGUCGAAGUUGAGAAGCUCAAGCGCGAUAUAUCCGUCACUCGCGAGUCCACGGAAGGCAUGGUGCAGAACCUGGAGACAGCUACUCGUGAGCUCGUCGAGCUACGCGAAACCAAAGACAAGUUGGAUGCUGAAAUUGAAACUUUGCAAACCUCUAAGAAGGCCGAUAUCGAUGACUUGAAAGAAAAGCUAGCGUCUGCGGGAUCAUCUCUUGAAUCAACCACAUCGGAAGUUGAGAAGCUCAAAUCGCAACUCAAAGAGAAGAGCGAAGAAAUCGAAAAGCUUCAGAAGCAGGCUUACGAAAAGGUUGAGCCUGAUUCGGAACUCGUGGCUCAAUUGGAAAAGACUAAGGAGGAAAAGCAAUCCGACGAGAAAAAGCUGGUUGUGCUCCAGGGCCUAGUCGAUGGUCUCCGAACCCAGCUUAAGGAUACUGAGUCUACCGUUUCUAACUUGAAGACUGAGAUUAACGAGAAGUCUACAAGCUCUGCUAAACUUCAAGACAUUUUCGACUUCGUGGAUGAGAACCUGAAGAAUAACACGGCGUGGGUAAAGGCCAGGGAGACGAUUUUCGCUGGAGAUUUAGCCGACUUCAAUGAGGUUGUCAAGAGCCUGACGCCAGCCCAGGAAGCAUCCACUCUUACUGUCCCUGCUGUUACUCCUGCUCCUACCCAAGAUGAGGCACAGCUAACUCAAGCCGCUGGCGGUGUUGGCGCGGGAGGAAAGAAGAAAAACAAGAAAAAGAAGAAGGGCGGUAAAGCAGAGGAGCCUUCGAAACCGGCUGACGCAGCUCCUGUCGAUCAACCACCCCAAGCAGCGUCUGCCCCGGCCACCAGAGAGCUAGAAGAGCUCAAGGAGAAGAUCCAAUCUCUCACUAAACAACUUUCGGACAAGGAGGCUGCCAUUGACCGUCUCAGCUCUAAACUGAAAGGCGAAGAGGAUUUGAAGGAGGAGAUCGAGUCUCUGCGCGAUGACAUUGUCAACUUGGGUCAGGACCAUGUAGCAGCUAAAGACAAGAUCAAGGAGCUUUCAGCAGAAAAGUCUGCACUCGAAGAAACCAUCAGCAAGCUGGAGAAGGAACUGGUGGACCUCCGCACCAGUAGCGCGUCAACUACAGCCGACUCGGAGAAGGUGCACACGUCUCUCAAAGAGGAAUUCGAGAACCUCAAGGUUCGCUCUGCUACUUUGGAGACAGAUCUUUCCGCUGCCCAACAGCUGGCUGCCACUCGUUUCAAGGAUCUUACAGACCUGCGGGAAACUCUUCAGAAGGUCCAACCAGAACUGCGCAGCCUACGUGCCGAGUCCUCCGAGUUGAAGACCCUGAAAGAAACACUCACCAGCAAGAAUUCUGACUUGAAGGCCCUCGAGGGUAAGCAUGAGGAUCUGCGUGCUGAACUGAAGACUGCGAAGUUGAAGAUCUCGGAGCGAGAGACAGAAUUGGGCUCUCUCAAUAAGAAGAUCCGCCAGGAGACUGACACCCGAUUGAAGGCCGAGGAGAACCUCUCUGUUGCUCAAUCCAACCUGCGAUCUGCCGAGAGCAAGAAACAAGAUGCUAUCAAUGCCAGAGACAAAAUCAUUGGCGACCUCUCCAAGUCCCAGGAUGGGUUGAAGAGUGCCCGGACUAAGAUGCGGGAGAUGGAUGAACAGAUUUCCCAGCUGAACAAGGAGCUCGGCAGCCUUCGAGAUGAGAUCCAGCUAAAGACAGCCCAGCACAGUAGCGCCCAGAGUCUAAUGAACAGCAUGCGUGACCAGACUGGGGAAGUUGCAAUGCAAAUGAAGGAGGCCCGUGAGCGAUGCGAAAGCCUGGAUGAAGAGCUGGCUGACGCCCACCGUCUGCUUAGCGAGCGAACUCGUGAAGGCGAGACCAUGCGCCGCUUGCUCAAUGAUAUUGAGAGUCGUUCGGAGUCCAAGGUGCGAGACUUCAAAGAACGCAUGGAGGCUGCUAUCGAAGAGCGAGAUCGUGCCGAAGACGAGGCCAGCACUCAAGGCCGACGUCGUGCCCGUGAAAUGGAAGAACUAAAGGGCAAGGUGCGCGAAGCUGAACGAGCUUUGCGCACGGCAGAGCAGGACAAGGAGGAACUUGAACAGUCCCAAAAGGACUGGCGUCGCCGUCGUGAUGAGCUGGAAUCGGUCUCUGAACAGUCAUCACAGGAGGUGACGGAGAUUCGACAGGCCAUGGCCGGUCUUCGCGAUGCGCUCGAUGAAAGUGAGAAGCAAGUCCGUGAUCUUGAAAAGGACAAGGCAGAGCUUCGUCGCUCUGUGGAGGAGACAAGUAACCGACUAGAGAAGCUCCGGAGAUCUCACAAGACACUUGGAGAAGACGUCCGUCUACGUGGGUCCCCGACUGGUCGACCGUCCUCGCGGUCAUCUAUAGAUUCGGGCUCUCGGCGAGCAAUCGUCUCUCCCGGCAGAAGCGAAACUCCUGUCGGCCCCCCCAUCAACGCAUCCAUUGACUACAUGUAUCUGAAGAACGUUCUUCUGCAAUUCUUGGAACAGAGGGACAAGAACUACCAGAAGCAGCUGAUUCCUUUCAUCUGCGAACUAGCUGACUACGAAAAAGCCCUUCAUGAAGUUGAAGCUACCGAAGAAUCCCUCCUAGCAACCCUCUCCUUCCCCGGUACCCCGCCCAAGCGCGGCUCCGUAUACACAGCUCUCAUCAUCCCACCUCCGACCGCCGAUACCCCAAACCCGGUCCCUGUCGGCAUGGCCCUGUACUUCUACAAUUAUUCGACCUGGCGCUCCGCCCCCGGUAUCUACCUCGAGGAUUUGUAUGUGCAGCCCAGCGCACGCGGCAAUGGGUACGGCUUCAAGCUGCUCAAGUACCUUGCGAAGCAGGUGCUUGAGGUGUCGGGUCGGCGGUUGGAGUGGAGUGUGCUCACAUGGAACGAGCCCAGCAUUAAGUUCUACGAGCAAGUUGGUGCACGCGGCAUGGAUGAGUGGAUGAAGAUGAUGGUUGAGGGUGAUGCCUUGACACGUUUGGCGGAGGGAGCUUAA